Molecule: messenger RNA, 2193 nt
Organism: Huiozyma naganishii CBS 8797
Lineage: Eukaryota; Fungi; Ascomycota; Saccharomycetes; Saccharomycetales; Saccharomycetaceae
Gene: GCD6
Product: translation initiation factor eIF2B catalytic subunit epsilon
Exons: 1
Coding region: 1-2193 (730 amino acids)
Biological process (GO): biosynthetic process
Cellular component (GO): eukaryotic translation initiation factor 2B complex
Molecular function (GO): guanyl-nucleotide exchange factor activity; translation initiation factor activity; translation initiation factor binding
Source: RefSeq, a predicted model, not a curated record
AUGUCUGGGAAAAGUGUCAAGUCUGGAGCCAAAAACUCUGCUAAGAAGGGUGCUGAUGUCGAUGUUGAAGAUCGGUUGCAGGCGGUCAUUUUGACAGAUUCUUUUGAGACUAGAUUCAUGCCUCUAACCGCGGUGAAACCGCGUUGUUUAUUGCCAUUGUCGAAUGUGCCACUUAUCGAAUAUACCUUGGAAUUUCUGGCAACGGCCGGUGUCAGUGAGGUCUAUUUGAUUUGCUCAUCACACGCGAACCAAGUAGACGCAUACAUGGAAAAAUCGAAAUGGAAUCUUCCAUGGUCUCCUUUUAAGGUAUCCACGAUCAUGUUUCCAGAGGCGCGCUCUGUUGGUGAUGUUAUGAGAGAUUUGGAUAAUCGUGGUAUUAUUACUGGUGAUUUCAUAUUGAUUAGUGGUGAUGUUGUCACAAAUGUCGAUUUCAAUAAUAAAUUGCUAGAGUUCCAUAAAAAAAUGCACGCUCAAGACAAGGAUCACAUUGCUACAAUGUGUUUAAGCAAAGCUAGUCAAUACCACAAGACGAGAACGUUUGAACCGGCGGCCUUCAUUUUAGAGAAGAACACGGGUAGAUGUAUUUACUACCAAGAUUUACCAUUGAUCAGUUCGAAGCAAAAAACAUCUGUGGAAAUUGACCCAGAGUUGCUAGACGAUGUCGAUGAAUUUGUCAUUAGGAAUGAUCUGAUUGACUGUAGAAUUGACAUUUGCACGCCGCAUGUGCCACCGAUCUUUCAGGAGAAUUUCGAUUACGAGAGCUUGAGAACUGAUUUUGUCAGGGGUGUUAUAUCCAGCGAUAUUUUGGGUAAGCAUAUCUAUGCGUAUAUUACUGAUGAAUAUGCUGUUAGAGUGGAAAGUUGGCAGACAUAUGACACCAUUUCUGAGGAUUUCUUGGGGAGAUGGUGCUACCCAUUGGUUCUAGAUUCUAACAUGCAAAAUGGUCAAACAUAUUCGUAUGAAUCGAGACACAUAUAUAAGGAAGACAACGUUGUCCUGGCUCAGUCCUGUAAGAUUGGAAAAUGUACUGCUAUUGGAUCUGGUACGAGGAUUGGUGAAGGGACACUGAUUGAGAAUUCUGUUAUCGGAAGGAACUGUCAAAUUGGGGAGAAUAUCACCAUUAGAAAUAGUUUUAUUUGGGAGGAUGUGGUGAUAGAAAAUGGAAAUACAAUUGACCAUUCCAUUGUUGCCUCCAAUUCCAGGCUGGGUGAGGGAGUAAAACUUGAGGAUGGUUGUAUUAUCGGCUUCAACGUGGUUAUCGAGUCAGGCAAGAGUAUUCCGAAGGGCACUAAGAUCUCGGCAACACCAGUCAGGAACAGGACUUCAUCCUCCUUUGAUCUCAACUACGAAAGUGAAGAUAAUGGUAGCGCUAGUGAGACAUACUUCGAAACGAAAUCUACUGGUAUGCAUUUGGCGGUAGAUCUAGUGGGUGAGAACGGUGUUGGGUACGUGUACGACAGUGACGUUUCAGAUGAUGAGGACGAGUCUACAGAUACUUACAGGGUAUCGAAUUGCCUGACACGCCAAAUCGAGGACCUGUAUUUGAGCGACACGUCCAUCUCUUCCGGCACGAAGCGCACGAAGAAGAAGAGAACAAUGUCUGCCAGCAGCAUGCAUACAGAUAGAGAAGAUUUCAACUCUGAAUUUGAAGACGAUGAGGACGAAGAUUUUGAAAAGGAGGGCAUUGCUACCGUGGAGAGAGCGCUAGAAAACAACCAUGAUUUAGAUACUACUAUGUUGGAGCUGAAUACUCUGAGAAUGAGUAUGAACGUUUCAUACCACGAGGUAAGGGUUGCCACAGUUAUCGCGUUGCUAAAGAGGGUGUAUCAUUUCAUUACUACUCAAACAUUGGGUCCCAAGGAUGCCGCCGUAAAAGUCUUCACUCAAUGGGGGCCCCUGUUCAGAAGGCAAACUUUUGAUGAGGAAGAGUACAUUGACUUGCUGGACAUUGUUAUGGAUAAAGUUGUUGCCGAAGCCUUCGCAAAACACGAUUUGAUCCUGUUCACUGUUUUGAACACUUUGUACGACAUUGAUGUUUUGGAUGAAGAGCUCGUCUACAAGUGGUGGGAUAAGAGCAGCACCGAUCCUAAAUAUGACGAGGUGAAGGCUCUGGUGGGCAAGUGGGUUGAUUGGUUGAAAACCGCUGACGAAGAAUCAUCGGAUGAUGACGAGGGCGAUGACGAAGAAGAUUAA